UGGCUCUCUCUCUCUCUCUCUCUUCAACUCUCACUGUUAGUCUCUCGCCCGUCCACUCAGACUGGAAGACUCACUUGUUGAGAGGACAGCAAGCUCACUGACUCUGCCUCAAACUCAAAGUCAGUGGAGAGGAAAGUGAAGAGAAGACUGAAAGGAGAGAAGACAACGAUUUUUCUGAAAUAAAAAGAGAAGUGACAGAGAUGCUGUGCGAUCAGUGAAUUGAUCUGAAGCUGCCUGCAUCUUUGGAGGGACCGCAGUCACUUUGGGACUUUUGAGACUGUGACCGAAAUAUUUCCAGUCAAAACCAACUGCAACUGGGAGGUGCUGAGACCAGGUGAAGAUGAGAUCCAGGAGCUGCACCGUGGAGGGUCCAGACGACGGACGGAUCCAGCCAACCAAAGGCUUCAUCAAGGAGGAAGAGGAAAACACACCGGAGCUCGCGAAGAGGAAGAUGAAAAUCCAGCGAGAGGAGAAGGACGGGAAGACGACGUCGGUGUCCAGCACAGCGAAGAAAACCCAAAAACCUGCAGAGAGCCGGAAAGCAGGACUGGUGGAUCUGUCCAAGGAGGAUCUGCUGCACCUCCUGGGAGUUAUGGAAGGAGAGGUUCAGGCCAGAGAGGACAUCAUCACCAUGCUGAAGUCGGAGCGGACGAGGCCGGAGGUGCUGGAGGCCCGAUACGGCUCGGCCGCUCCCACCAAACCCCUGCAGGCCCUGCAGAGAGACGGCCUGCUCACCAGCAGCACAAACCCCGCAGACGACGUGUACGAGAGGCCGAUGGCAGAGCUGGACAGGCUGGAGGACAAGCAGAGGGAGACGUACAGGCGGAUGCUGGAGCAGCUGCUGCUGGCCGAGAAAUGCCACCGCCGAACCGUCGCCGAGCUGGACAACGAGAAGCGCAAGCACACCGACUUCAUGAACAAGAGCGACGACUUCACCAAUCUGCUGGAGCAGGAGAGGGAGAGACUCAAAAGGCUGCUGGAGCAGGAGAAGGCCUACCAGGCUCGUAAGGACAAGGACCACAGCAGGAGGCUGGAGAAGGUCAGAGGGGAGCUAGUGAAGCUCAAGUCUUUUGCCCUCAUGUUGGUGGAUGAGCGGCAGCUGCACAUCGAGCAGAUCGACCAGCAGAGCCAGAAGGUCCAGGAUCUCAAUCAGAAGCUGCAAGAGAGAGAUCAGCGGCUUGCGGCCAUCAGUGGUACUGCCAAGGAGGACAGCCAGAAGGUCCUGAAGUUGGAGGCUGAGCUGGAGCAGAAAGCAGCCAAGUUUGCCCAGGAGCAUGAAGAGAUGACUGCCAAGCUGGCCAACCAAGAGUCCCAAAGCCGCCAGCUCAGGCUGAAGCUGGCUGGCCUUUCACAUAAGAUUGAGGAGUUAGAGGAGAGGAACAAUGUGUUGCAGAAAUCAGAGGAGGACCUCCAGGAACUGAGGGAGAAGAUCAGCAAAGGGGAAUGUGGGAACUCCUCUCUCAUGGCAGAGCUGGAAAACCUGCGGAAGAGAGUGCUGGAGAUGGAGGGCAAGGAUGAGGAGAUAACCAAGACAGAGACUCAGUGCAGGGAGCUGAGGAAGAGACUACAGGAUGAGGAGAGCCACAGCAAGGAGCUGAGGCUGGAGGUGGACAAACUGCAGAAGAGAAUGGUUGAACUGGAAAAACUGGAGGGAGCUUUCAAUAGGAGCAAAACAGAGUGUUCUCAACUUCAUAUAAACUUGGAAAAGGAGAAAAGUGUGGUGAAGGAGCUGGCUGGGGAGCUGGAGACAGUGAAGAACCGUGUGAAAGAACUCGAGUCCUCAGACUCAAAGUUUGAAAAGGCGGAAAUGCUCCUCAAAGAUGACUUAAUGAAACUGAAGUCUUUCACAGUAAUCCUGGUGGAUGAACGAAAAAACAUGGCUGAGCGACUUAAACAAGAAGAACAAAAGAGUGAUGAGUUAAAUAAGAUGUUAAAAGCUGAGCAGGGUAAGGUUAUGGAGGUGACAGAGAAACUGAUUGAGGAGAGCAAAAAACUCCUAAAACUCAAAUCAGAGAUGGAGGUUAAGGUGACAACUCUUACUAAAGAGAAAGAUGACCUGAAAACCAAACUUGCAAGUGAAGAGGAAAAGUGUAGGGAUCUGAAUUCCAAGGUCAGUGUGAUGAAAAUAAGGAUGGAUGGACUAGAGGAGGCAGAGAGGGAAUCGCUGAGAAAGCGGGCCAACAAGGACAAUGAUAGAUAUCCAGACAAGGACAACAAAGUGAAAGAGCUCACGCUGGAAAUUGAAAGAUUGAAAAGCCGUCUCAAACAACUUGAGGUGGUAGAAGGGGAUUUGAUGAAGACAGAGGAUGAGUAUGAUCUACUGGAGAAAAAAUUCAGAACAGAGCAGGACAAAGCAAAUGCCCUCUCUCAGCUGUUGGAGGAAAUGAAAGGUCAGAUUGCCAGAAACAAAGCCAUAGAGAAAGGCGAGGUUGUGAGCCCAGAGGCCGAGCUGAGAAUUCGCUGCAAGAUGGAGGAGACUAAAACCAGAGAGCUGCAGGCGGACGUCCAAGCACUGAAGGAGAAAAUCCACGAACUGAUGAAUAAGGAGGAUCAGCUGUCCCAGCUGCAGGUGGAUUAUUCUGUUCUCCAGCAAAGAUUCAUUGAGGAGGAAGAGAAGAAGAAGAGCAUGAACCAGGAAGUAGCCAACCUCACCAAAGAGCUGGAAGCCACCAAGCGCUACAGUCGUGCUCUGAGACCCAGCAUGAACGGUAGGAGGAUUGUCGAUGUGCCCAUCACCUCCACCGCGGUGCAGACAGAUGUGGUGGCCAACGAGCCUGCAGAGGAGGAGACGGCGGCAGGUUUUAUCAGGAAGUCUGUCCUCGAGGAGAACCAUCUAAUGAGCAACCUAAGACAACGGGGUCUUAAGAAGCCGGCAGUGCUUGAACGCUACCCUCCAGCAGCAUCAGAACUUGGGGCAAGAAAAUCCUGGAUACCCUGGAUGAAAAAGAAGGAAGCCAUUACACUCACUCAGACCACUCCGGAGAAGACGGAUCCUCAGAUCAACGGGGGAUCCUCACCCCCACUGUCUGAGAUGACCAUGCCCCAAAAGCCGGGCCAGCCGCUGCACAUACGUGUGACCCCUGAUCAUGAGAACAGCACUGCUACCUUGGAAAUCACCAGUCCUCGAGCUGAAGACUUCUUCUCCAGCACCACCAUUAUCCCAACACUUGGCCUUCAGAAACCUCGCAUCACCAUCGUCCCCAAGCCCACCACUAUGACCUCGAAGACAAAGGCCGGUGAAAUGAUGGGAGGUCUUGAUCGAGCCAAAUCUCCGGUCACCAUAACCACCAUCUCUAGGGCCAAGUCUCCGGACAAGAGCAAAGGGUCUGGCUCUGACAGCCCUCCAUCUCCGGUGUCCAUCAUCACCGUCAGCACCACUCCUGUUGCUGAAGCAGCUGCCUCACUCGAUCCUCAUGACGUGCCCACAGGCCGCACUGUGCUCAAGGUGACCCCAGAGAAGCCAUCUGGCCCCACGCCGGUCAGGAAAUACAGCAGCAGCAGUAACAUCAUCACAACAGAGGACAAUAAGAUCCACAUCCACCUGGGCCCACAGUUCAAAAGGCCUUCAGAGGGCUGCAGCGCUCCUGCCUUGACCGUCAGGCCUCUCGGUCUGAGCUCAGAAAGCAAAGAACCCGCAACAGGCACGGUGCUCCGCUCACCGCGACAACCCAGCACGUCAGCGGGGAAGACGACUCCCGGCAAAAUGACGAGCAGCAUAACAAUCACACCCAUCACCUCAGCAGCUUCCAGGCCGACACAGUCAGUGCCCGGUACGGAUGUGCAGUCAACUCGGGCCUCAGCCACACGAAUCCCUAUGUCAAAAGGUAUGAAAACAGGCACCAAGGCGGUUCUGGGUGUCUCGACGAUGACAAGGUUAGAGUCGCGAGCCGAGAGCCAGUCGAUGAAAAUUGAGCUGAGGAAGUCGACAGUGUGUAGCUCUGCCUCCACAGCGGGAGGGAAGAGCUGAGAGCUAAAUCCAUGGAAACUAAUCGAUAUGGAGACCUCCUGAUUGAUUAUUUAAAUCUAUCUGCUGCAACACAAAGUGAGAAACAGGCCACACCAGUAGACAUACACAACUGGGACUCCACCUCUGCGUGCGUGGUGACACACGAUGUUGCUUCUCAUAUCAGCUUAGUGCAUUUACAUCACUAUUUUAUCUCAUUCAGACAUUCAGUUUGCAAUUAUACAUGUUUCCAUAAAAAGGUCUGACAUAUUGUAAAAGUACAGCAUAUUCACUUUCCAGGUUAUUUUUCAUUUUCCCUUGUUCAUGUUUCAGUUUCUGUAACGAGGCAUCUCUUUGCAUGUGAAAGAAAUACUUAUUUUGAGUGACAUCACUUAACUCCAUCUUGAUGACCAUUGUUAGUAGCUGUAGAUUUUUCUUUUCUUUUUUUUUUAAUUUCAUCAUUCACAUUGUUCAUGGCAUGUGUUUAGUUCACCACUGCUUAUGGAGGUUUCCAGUCACUGGCGCGCUGUGAAAUGUUUGUGGGGGAUGAAUUGUCAUCAUUUAUCUAAGGCACUCAUUUGUGAAAAGCACCGAAAUAAAAAACU
Messenger RNA from Myripristis murdjan (pinecone soldierfish), 4548 nucleotides. RefSeq names its product filamin-A-interacting protein 1. Bases 341 to 3967 code for a protein of 1208 amino acids. NCBI's taxonomy places the organism in Eukaryota, Metazoa, Chordata, Actinopteri, Holocentriformes, Holocentridae. The record is from RefSeq and is a predicted model, not a curated record. The transcript is spliced from 6 exons.